CUUGAUCUGGAGCUUGUAUAAUUCAAACUCUCAACGAAACCAUAGAAACUGAAGCCAACAUUUGUUUCUAUCUCAAAAUCUAGAUUAAUAGUAGCUAAAAAUUAACAAAUACAGUUACCCGUAGGCGAAAUGUAUGAAAAGGCAAGUACAAUACUACAGAAGUUCAUUUAGAGGUCUAUGUGUUCUUGAAGGGCAUAAAGCUUAAUGUUAAUAAAUUCCGAAAUAUUACCUAAAUAUCCUGCUAUCUAUGGAUUCUGAGGAUAAGAGGCGAGAAAGAAAAGAAAGCGAAUAAAUUUCUUGAGAAAAAUGUAGAAAUAUAUAACCUAAGAAAUGUAUUUUAUCGAAGGGCAAAGAGUGACGUUUAGGCCUAAUAUAAUAAACAAUAUUCAAGCACAGCAAGAAAAUGUCACAGGCAAAAGUUUAAGUGCGCUAGUUAUACGAUAAACUUGAACCCUUGACACCUACAGUUUUCUAUAAUAGCAAAGUAGUAGAAUCUGGGGAUAUUCCUCUGAAUAUUUUCUAUAACUGAAUGUGCCUGGAAAUAUUUAAACAGGAAUAUUUCUCUUUUUAAUACACCGGUUGAUUUGACAUGCUUUGAUUACUAAUUCCUUCCUGGGAUUCAAAUUCGUUCCUACAAAAGAAGAAAAAAAAAAUCCCACUUUCCUUUUUUUUUCUGGAAAAUCAUUCCAUCAAAAAUAUAAUGUUUUAUGGAUCGACAACUUUUCAACUUCGGCGAUAUGUUCCCAAUUGUUCUUCGUCCUAUGGAGUGAAGUCGGUUCAUGAAGGGCAGAAAUUAUCAAUGCACGUUAGCUUUCCAGGGAAUUUGGCGACUCGAAUGUUUAAAACUAAUCUCAGUUUAACCCGGAAAGCAUUCAUACUGGGUCCAGGUGGCAUGGCAUGUUUAAUACCCGGACAUCUACUGCGAAACAGUGCGACGUGUUUUGGCGUGGGUCGCAUUUUUCAACAGAAUUAUAAAUUAAAACAGUGGCCUCCAUUAAUAAAAAGCCUUAGUACACCUCCCCUGGUACGAACUUUAGUUCUUCGAGGUGGACGUAACAGAUCAUGUUCUACAGUUAUCGACAAGAAUACUUUUCAGGCAAAAAAUUAUGCUAAAGUACCACAUAGAUCGGACUUAAAAAGAUUGCUGGGGCUCGCGAAAGGAGAAAAAUGGAAGAUAUUCGGAGCCAUCACAUUUCUAUUAGUAUCCAGUACUGUGACAAUGGCAGUGCCAUUUUGUAUUGGCAAGGUGGUAGACAUCAUAAACUCUGCCUACAAAGAUGGAAAUGUUAUGAGUAAAUUGAAUGUGAUGUGCCAAUCUCUUAUGGUUAUCUUUUUGAUUGGUGGCUUGGCCAAUUGUGGACGUGUCUAUUUAAUACAAAUUUCAGGACAGAAUAUUGUUCAACGGCUGCGAGAAAAGCUCUACUCUUCAUUGCUGCGGCAAGAAAUUGGAUUUUUUGAUAACACAAAAAGUGGAGAGCUUGUGAAUCGCUUAGCCAAUGAUACUGCUCUCAUUGGUCAAUCUCUAACUGGGAAUAUUUCAGAUGGUCUGCGAUCCAUCGGUCAGGCUGUUGGAGGCUUGGCUAUGAUGGUUUAUGUUUCCCCUCAGCUGUCUCUAGCAUCCAUGCUGGUAGUGCCACCUAUUGCCAUGGUGGCAAUUGUCUAUGGUCGCUAUGUAAAAAAAAUUACAACUGAUGUACAAACUUCACUGGCAAACAGCAGCAAUGUGGCCAACGAACGCUUCAAUAAUAUACGUACUGUACAGUCGUUUGUACAGGAAAAACUAGAGACUGAUUUGUUCAAUUCCAAAUUAGAAAGUGUUUUAUCACUCCUUAGGAGAGAGGCUCGAGCAAAAGCCUUAUUCUUUGGUUUUUCUGGCUUUUCAGGCAACCUUGUGGUGUUAUCAGUGUUCUAUUAUGGUGGUAUUAUGAUGACUGAAUCUCAGCUCACUGUUGGCGAACUAUAUACAUUUUUAGUAUAUGCAGUCUAUGUUGGAAUUUCCAUGGGAGGUAUCACCACUUUUUACUCUGAACUUAUGCGAGGAAUUGGUGCCAGCACAAGAGUGUGGGAACUUUUGGAUAGACAACCCAGCAUUGAGCACACUGGUGGUUUAGUUCCAUCAAAGAAAGCUGAAGGUAAAAUUGAAUUUCAAGAUAUUGUUUUCCACUACCCUACCCGACGAGAACUCAAUAUUUUCAACAAGCUCUGUCUGUCCUUGGAUCCUGGCUCCAUAACAGCUUUAAUUGGUCAUAGUGGCUGUGGUAAAUCAACAACUGGAUCACUUUUGUUAAGAUUUUAUGAUCCCCAAUCAGGAUCUAUAAAGUUGGAUGACCAAAACAUUAACUGCCUAAACCUGUCCUGGCUUCGGCAACAAUUUGGAAUCGUUAGUCAGGAACCAAUUUUGUUCUCCAGUACCAUUGCCGAGAACAUUGCAUAUGGUAGACCAGAUCCAUCCAGUGUACCAAUGGCCGACAUUGAGGAAGCUGCAAAAAAAGCCAAUGCUUACAACUUCAUAAAGUAUUUUCCAGAUGGUUUUCAAACUUUGGUUGGUGAAAGAGGAGUGAUGCUCUCUGGUGGGCAACGACAAAGGAUUGCUAUUGCACGAGCUAUACUAAAGGAUCCACAGAUUUUGAUUCUUGAUGAAGCUACAAGUGCUUUGGACUCUGAAAGCGAACAUGUUGUCCAAGAAGCUCUUGACGGAGUAAUGGCAGGCCGUACAGUUAUAAUUAUUGCUCACCGUCUCUCCACUAUCCGCAAUGUGGAUCGUAUCAUAGUGCUAAAUGAUGGAGUGGUAGCUGAAGAAGGGAACUAUGAAGAAUUGCUGAAAAUACCCAAUGGAAUUUUCCAGAAACUAGUUGAACAACAAACUACACCUGCUGCAUCAUCUACCAAUGAAUAAACCAAAAAAUGAAUAAAAAGAAAGUAGAAAUAGAAUGUGAUAAUGUAUAUGCCUUUCUCAAAGCUUUUAGUUCUAUGAUUGAAGUGAAAAUGGUCAAUUCAAAACAGCAAUUGAAAUUAUGAAUGAAGAACUAAUGACUGCACUUGGAUAUAUUUGAUUCAUUUCUUUGUAGUAACUAUUGUUGAAAUCGAAAAAUUUAAAGUUUAAAAAAAGUUGGCUGUACUGAAUUUGAUAAAACAGUAUUAAUCUUACUGAGAUCAACUUUGCCUUUUACCCUUUCAGGGUCGAUAACAUAAAGUGCCAGUCAAAGUCUAAGGUCAGUUUAAUUGACUAACUGCCCCAUCCCCUCAAAAUUGAGGUCUGGUGCCAAGACUAGAAACAAUUAUUAUAGGGCAGAGGAUUGGUAAAAUCAUUAAAAUGUUGGAUAAAAUACAUUGUUAUAUUCAUUCCAGCAUUUUGUGUUCUGUGUUCAAAUCCCACAGUGGUCAACUUUACCUUUCAUCCUUUUUAAGUUGAUGAAGUAUUAGUCAAGCACUAGUAUUAACCCCGAAAAAGAUGAAAACAAAGUUGACCUCAAUGAGAUUUGAACUUAGAACAUAAAGAAUCAGAACAAAUAUCACAAGACAAAUUAUUCAGUGCUUUGACAAUUCUGCCAAUCUGUCCAAUGAUUUCUUGCCGGAACUUUUUCUAUCAAUCCCAGAGGGACAGAAAGUAAACUGGGAACCUGCAGGGAUUUGUACUUGGACCACAAAGGGUAUAAUUAAAUACUGCAAUUUGCCAUUGUAAUGCUCUAUAUGAUAAUGAGGAAUUAUUGAUUCAAAUAUGAUCUCAGGACUAUUGCUAGAUUUUCUCAAAGAAAAUGUGUGGCAUUCAACCAGAUAACAUAUACCAUGUCAUUAGUCUCAUCACCUUUUCUAUCAUUGUAACAAUAUAAAUAGUUAAGUCCUUCGCAGACUGAGUUUACGACUUCUUUCUCAUUUAUGUCACAAAUCCCUUUUCUCCUUCCUUUGAAAAUUUAAAGAUUUGUGCUUAUACAGCAAUGGCAUCAAGAAUGCCUAGAGCAUUAUUUCAUAAUAAUCAUAUUGAGAAAUUAUCAUGACCAAAAAAAAUUUGAUAUUCUAAAUUUUUCUUUUAUUCAUAGAAAUUUCUCUUAAUAUUGUCUUAUUUGUUGAGGGAUAUUAAUACCAAUGGAUGUCAUACUACCACAGAGAAAAAUGGUGGUGGUUUUUUUUUUUUAUAUAUAUACAUAAAAAUAUUAUAUAACUUACCAAAAAUGUCCUUUACUUGAAAACAUAUAUUUUCUGAUUCAAAAA
Messenger RNA from Octopus sinensis (East Asian common octopus), 4209 nucleotides. Its product is annotated as ATP-binding cassette sub-family B member 10, mitochondrial. Gene Ontology annotation, biological process: transmembrane transport. Gene Ontology annotation, cellular component: membrane. The transcript has 13 exons. Gene Ontology annotation, molecular function: ABC-type oligopeptide transporter activity; ATP binding; ATP hydrolysis activity. The record is from RefSeq and is a predicted model, not a curated record. Lineage: Eukaryota; Metazoa; Mollusca; Cephalopoda; Octopoda; Octopodidae. Bases 701 to 2896 code for a protein of 731 amino acids.